Molecule: messenger RNA, 1473 nt
Organism: Ylistrum balloti
Lineage: Eukaryota; Metazoa; Mollusca; Bivalvia; Pectinida; Pectinidae
Product: basic proline-rich protein-like
Exons: 1
Coding region: 1-1473 (490 amino acids)
Source: RefSeq, a predicted model, not a curated record
AUGAUUCCAACUCCUGACCCUCCUCUGAUAGUUCUGUUACCAACUCCUCCUGGUCCUCCUCUGAUAGUUCUGUUACCAACUCCUCCUGGUCCUCCUCUGAUAGUUCUGUUACCAACUCCUCCUGGUCCUCCUCUGGUAGUUCUGUUACCAACUCCUCCUGGUCCUCCUCUGGUAGUUCUGUUACCAACUCCUCCUGGUCCUCCUCUGGUAGUUCUGUUACCAACUCCUCCUGGUCCUCCUCUGAUAGUUCUGCUACCAACUCAUGCUAGUCAUCCUUUGAUGGUUCUGCUACCAACUCCUCCUGGUCCUCCUCUGGUAGUUCUGCUACCAACUCAUGCUAGUCAUCCUCUGAUAGUUCUGUUACCAACUCCUCCUGGUCCUCCUCUGAUAGUUCUGCUACCAACUCAUGCUAGUCAUCCUUUGAUGGUUCUGCUACCAAUUCCUCCUGGUCCUCCUCUGGUAGUUCUGCUACCAACUCAUGCUAGUCAUCCUUUGAUGGUUCUGCUACCAAUUCCUCCUGGUCCUCCUCUGGUAGUUCUGCUACCAACUCAUGCUAGUCAUCCUCUGAUAGUUCUGCUACCAACUCCUCCUGGUCCUCCUCUGAUAGUUCUGCUACCAACUCAUGCUAGUCAUCCUUUGAUGGUUCUGCUACCAAUUCCUCCUGGUCCUCCUCUGGUAGUUCUGCUACCAACUCAUGCUAGUCAUCCUUUGAUGGUUCUGCUACCAAUUCCUCCUGGUCCUCCUCUGAUAGUUCUGCUACCAACUCAUGCUAGUCAUCCUUUGAUGGUUCUGCUACCAAUUCCUCCUGGUCCUCCUCUGGUAGUUCUGCUACCAACUCAUGCUAGUCAUCCUUUGAUGGUUCUGCUACCAAUUCCUCCUGGUCCUCCUCUGAUAGUUCUGCUACCAACUCAUGCUAGUCAUCCUUUGAUGGUUCUGCUACCAAUUCCUCCUGGUCCUCCUCUGGUAGUUCUGCUACCAACUCAUGCUAGUCAUCCUUUGAUGGUUCUGCUACCAAUUCCUUCUGGUCCUCCUCUGAUAGUUCUGCUACCAACUCAUGCUAGUCAUCCUUUGAUGGUUCUGCUACCAAUUCCUCCUGGUCCUCCUCUGGUAGUUCUGCUACCAACUCAUGCUAGUCAUCCUUUGAUGGUUCUGCUACCAAUUCCUUCUGGUCCUCCUCUGAUAGUUCUGCUACCAACUCAUGCUAGUCAUCCUUUGAUGGUUCUGCUACCAACUCCUCCUGGUCCUCCUCUGGUAGUUCUGUUACCAACUCCUCCUGGUCCUCCUCUGAUAGUUCUGCUACCAACUCAUGCUAGUCAUCCUUUGAUGGUUCUGCUACCAACUCAUGCUAGUCAUCCUUUGAUGGUUCUGCUACCAAUUCCUCCUGGUCCUCCUCUGGUAGUUCUGCUACCAACUCAUGCUAGUCAUCCUUUGAUGGUUCUGCUACCAAUUCCUUCCUGGCUAGUCAUCCUUUGA